AUGAAUUAUCAUUUCAAUUACACAAACCCGGAAUACAUUACGCUCCUUAGCCUGGCCAAGUAUCAGUUAUUCAUCAUCCGACACACCAAGUACUUUGUCAUGCUGUCGACAUCCCCAACCCUCGCCACGGCCCAUCAAGCCACCCUUCUCAACGGAAACAAUAGCAGCGCACGUGCAAUCUCCCUCCUUGACCAUCCCCGCCUCGAGUUGCCGCUUGUAGCUCAACCUCCGCAGCCGCUCAGUUUCUCCCGGCGUGAGCUGGACGUACGUCUCGAUGACGAUGCAGUGGACCAGCAAACCGAGCCAGGCAGCCGCGCCGAACGUGACAUUGAGCCCGGCGGCGACUUUAUCUGGCCGACCUGA
Molecule: messenger RNA, 363 nt
Organism: Clonostachys rhizophaga
Lineage: Eukaryota; Fungi; Ascomycota; Sordariomycetes; Hypocreales; Bionectriaceae
Source: the annotation of a GenBank genome assembly